Coregonus clupeaformis (lake whitefish) is the source of this 3536-nucleotide messenger RNA. RefSeq names its product syntaxin-binding protein 6. The transcript is spliced from 7 exons. The record is from RefSeq and is a predicted model, not a curated record. Lineage: Eukaryota; Metazoa; Chordata; Actinopteri; Salmoniformes; Salmonidae. Bases 489 to 1394 code for a protein of 301 amino acids.
AUAAUUUUGAUAUCAUGGAUACUUACAUCCAUAGCUCUGUCUAUGCAUUGGAGAGUGAAUACAUUUACCCAGUCCAAUCCCUCAGCUUUUUACCAAACCAGGGGUGGGGUGCAAUGGUUAUUGUUUCUACUGCUGAUUGCCGCUUUAAAGUAUGACUUUGAGAGAGCAACCUGCAAAGAAUAAGCCUACAAAGAAUUAUGGUAAACCAAGAUUAAAAUUAUUUAUUGUAUGAGUUUCAACCCAAUAAAUCAAUUCUCCCACGUGACUUCUAACUUGUUGAAAUGGGACGUCUCCAGAUAGAUACGCCUUCUCCGCAAGCCACGCGGUUGUUGUGUGACUCUAGAGCCGAAAUUUAACUCGGAUUCUAAACCUUGAAGCGGUUGAUUAGAGGGGGCAGCCUGACAGUUAUAAAAGGCAGUGGAGUCGUUCGGUAAUCAGACUAGCUAGUUCUGCGUCUUGGUGGAGUAAAACAACAAAACAGAUCCACUAUGAAUAUCCAGUCAGCUAUCAACAGGGAGGUGUUUGCCCCCCGGGAUGAGAGGAUACUAGUGGCCGUGGAGGUUAAGAGGAGACCGAGGAAAAGACUUUCCUUUCUGCCCACUGGAGGCAAGGCAGGAUAUAUAACAUACAUCUGUCUGUCAGUGACCAAUAAGAGGCCAGCUCAGCUCCUCAUCACCAAGGUCAAGCGGUUUGGAGGCUCCGCCCCCUUCACAAGGAGGUCACAGUGGAGCGUGGAGCAGCUCCGCCAGGUCGAUGGCAUCGACCCCAACAAGGACUGCCCAGAGUUUGACCUGGUGUUUGACAACGCCUUUGACCAAUGGGUGGCCAGCUCAGCGGCAGAGAAGUGCAUCUUCAUCCAGAUCAUGUACCACGCCUGUCAGACUUACUGGGAGGGCAAGGUAGGGGUCCCUGGUGGCCCGGCUAGCCCAGCUGGAGACCAGCAGAAGGACCAGAGAGCUAGUCCAGGGGGCCAGGUUAGCCCAGGGGCCCAAGGGGGCCAAAGAGGAGGUCCAGGGGCCCAGGCUAGACGGAAGAGCACAGUGGGUCCCAGGCCCCGCCAGACUGAAUUUGUCAACUGUCAGUCCAAACUCACAGGAGAUGCCUGCACUGUGAAUCUGGUCAUCUACCGUUGCAAGGUCUUCUUCAACCACAUGAAGAAGGUGAUGGUUUCAAAACAAAGCAGUCCUCUGGCUGGAGCAGGUCCCAGAGCAAGUCCCAGUGGGCAGCGCCCCCCAAGGGGCAGUUUGGGUAGUGUAGUCAAGAGGGCAAGCCAGGCCCUGCAGGAGCGUGGGGAAAGACUGGGCCGGGCCGAGGACAAGACAGUGGACCUGAUGCACAAAGCCCAGCAGUUUGCAGACACUGCUCACAAGCUGGCUCUGAAGUAUUCAAACUAGAGGCAGCUCUUCCCGUGGGUCCGUGGCCCUAAUUCACCUGUUGAUUCUAUGUAAUAACUUCUAUACUAAUGUUGGACUGAGGCAUAGUUUAGUUGAAACCCAAUGGACACACUGCAAUUCCUCUGUGAAGAAUCCUAUAUGUUCUGAGAGGAGUGGUGGGUUGUGGGACUUGCUCUUAGGACUUUGACUGUGUUAAAAGGACAUGGAAACCUUUACAGACUGGCAGUAGGGAGGACAGCCCAGUUAUGGACCCCGGGGUUGAAGAUUGACCUUUAACCUCCAGAAUGGGACCUGUGGAUCACAUGACGGUGUCUUUUCAUGGCAGAGCUAGCUGGUUUACUUCACAAUUCUCCCACUGUUUGAGUGUACUUAUAUCUCUGCUCUGAUGACAAGGAUUUCAGAUGAUUUAAGUUUUUCAGUUUUGGGUGGUUUCACGUGUUUUUAGAUAUUUUAAUAUUGGCAUAUGAAUUCUCAGUAAACAGCUGACAAUGUGAUGGUGCCUUUUUAUAUUUUUUGACUUUUCAGAAUUCACGUGUCUUCUCCGCUAUGGAAGUAUAUUUCAAUGGUGGUUUUGCUCAUUGCAUAAAUAAUUGAUCAUUUAUGACUGUGAAUAGGCACACUCAUAGACAGCAGCUUGUGAAUGUUUGCACAGACUGAAUUAGAUUUAGAUUGAUACUGGAGAACCCAUUUUACCCAUGUUUUUUUACAAAUGACACAUUAAUUUAAUGUUUGAAUGGCAUUGAAUGCAUAAGUGUGACUAUUUCAGGUUAUUGCCUUAGUUUUGUCUGAGCCGGUGCAGGGGAAUGAGGAACACCUGGUGAAAUGUUUUUUUUUAUUUCUUUGCAUGGUAAUGAUAUAGUAUAGUCUUUAUUUCUUUGCAUGGUAAUGAUAUAGUAUAGUCUUUAUUUCUUUGCAUGGUAAUGAUAUAGUAUAGUCUUUAUUUCUUUGCACUUUCUAAAGAUUACUUUAUUGCAUGGAUUGCUAUAUUGCACUAUAAUUUGUUUGCUUCCACUAUUUUUCACAGCUAUAUGUCUCUACUACCCUCUCCCUGCUUGCAUCAAAUCCAUUGAUUGUUCACUAAUCACUAUUCAAACCAUUGAUUAGUCACUAAUCACUAUUCCAAAUUCAAGUUGAUAAUGUUACUAUUUGAUCCUUGUCUUUGUCUAAUCAUGUCUGAUUAAUUGAUCCCCUGUCUUGUCGCUGUCUUGUCACGUAUAUGUCAUGUGUUUUUUUUUCUUCUCUUGGACCAUAUGUGCCGUAAUUACACGUCUCAUGCCUUUUAAAUAAAAAUCUUUAAUGGCUGGUUCCAUGUCAGAGAGUUGAGUGCAGCAGCUAUAAUGAUGGGCUGAUGUAUGUAGACCAGGGCUCUUCUAGGUGAGGUGGUAAGCAAGAUAUGGAAUGUUGACUGAAUGAUUGUGUGUGUAAUCAUAAUCUCGUCCACACAGCCGGCUCUCUAUGUGGUAGCAAUUGAGUCUGGGGACGAGGUUUGUGUGAUGACGGUUCUGAAGGGCAUAGUAGAGAAUAGACUUCUGAGUUGGUUAGUGAUAAGGGUCUGAAAGGCAUGUUGAAGGUUUAGUUGAGUGCUGUUGCAUAUGCCUGUGGUUGUUGAAUUUGUCUUUUGAUGCCUAAUAGUGUUUUUAUUGUACACAACACUGAUAAAUGAAUUGGUAUGCUUUAUCAGCUGGGACAACAUGUCCCUCUUCAUGCUGAACCUGUCAUAGAGUGAGAGGGUAGCCUAAUCGGUCUUUUAAACUACUUGUAUUAGAAUGAGGCUUCAUUGUGGCAGUUAACUAAGGAGAGGAAUCCAAAGAUGGCACUUGUCCUGACUGUGCAUGCUUUCUGUUGCUAUAUUACUGUUUUGGUGAUAUGAUGAAAGAUGGGCUAGAAUGUAGAUUUGUUGACCAUGUCUUGUCCAAGCCUUUACUACCUUUUUUAAAUAUUCUGAUCAUGGAGUUAAAACCAUGAACUGAUAUGUUAUUAUUCCUAGAAAUGCUGACUUUAACAUAGCCUUAGAACGGUACUUAAAGCUCUGUUUAGUAUGUGUCAAUGUUAACAUGAGAUUUGUACUGUUUUUUUUUAAAAAUGAGAACAUCAAUGACCUUAACACUCUUCUUUUUGACCCAAUAAAUGAAAUGGGACCCA